Cornus florida is the source of this 2930-nucleotide messenger RNA. RefSeq names its product P-loop NTPase domain-containing protein LPA1 homolog 2-like. Lineage: Eukaryota; Viridiplantae; Streptophyta; Magnoliopsida; Cornales; Cornaceae. The record is from RefSeq and is a predicted model, not a curated record. The transcript is spliced from 8 exons. Bases 263 to 2500 code for a protein of 745 amino acids.
UUUCGUAUGACCUUGAAAAUCGCGUCCAAAUCGAAGGCGAAAUCGGUCAAACCGUUUUUUUGUUGAGAAAGCUAGAGAGAGAAAGAGUCGAUAUAGAGAGAGAAAGUGUGUGUUUUCUGAGAGAGCGACUCGUGGAGCCCUGGUCGUUGUGAUGCGUGUUAGGAGGUGACAGAACAUGGCGAGAUCGUGUUGCUUCCAUGGAGCUCUUCAAAUGUGCUCCUAACCGUCUCAGCUCUCACCAUUUUCGAUCUUCAGUUUAGAAAUGGCGGAGGUGAGUAAGCUGUUGUAUAUAGGUGUUGUGGACGAUGGAGAGAAGAGAGAGAAUGGGAAAGAGUCAUUUCGGUAUACGCGCCCUGUUUUGCAGAGCACUCUGCAACUAAUGGGAUGCAAAGCGCGUCAUGCGUUUAAGAUCAGCCAAAGGGUCUUUGAGUUGAUGAGAAGUGAAUGCUCCGUGGAUGCUCCGGCCUUAGAGGGAAUGGAGAUAUCAGGACUAAAUGGUUCAAAAGAACAUUCUCUGAAAAAAAACAAUUGUCAUACUGGUGAUUGCUUGGGCAAAGUAGAUGGCAGCUACCACAUGGUUCAAGAUAAAGAUGGUCGAACUGUGAGUAAACCAUUUGAAUUGUAUAAAAGACGCACAACUGUAGUUGUUAGAAGAAAGACUUUUUUAAAUGUUGUUUGUGAUGCUCUUGCGGAAUACAAGUAUGUGGGUCGCAACCAGGGGGCGGACUUGGUCUUAUCUUGCAGAAUCCGAGAAAGGAAGGAAUCUGUGACUGUGCUAUUGUGUGGCACUAGUGGCUGUGGCAAAUCUACUUUGUCCGCGCUGCUGGGUAGCAGGUUGGGGAUCACAACUAUCAUCUCUACCGACUCAAUUCGACAUAUGAUGAGAAGCUUUGUAGAUGAAAAGCAAAACCCCUUGCUUUGGGCUUCAACAUACCAUGCUGGGGAAUAUUUAGAUCCAGAGGCUGUUGCAGAAGCGAAGGCCAAGAGGAAAGAAAAAAAAUUGGCUGGCUUUUCACACCCACCAUCCAAGGAUGAUAUGGUUGAUGGUUCAACAACUGGAAAAUCUGAUACCCAACCACCAGAUGAGGCUUCUAGUACUGCUAACUUGAUUAGUCCAAAACAGAUGGCUGUCGAGGGAUUUAAGGCUCAAAGUGAGAUGGUAAUUGACAGUCUUGACCGGCUGAUUACUGCAUGGGAAGAGCGGAAAGAAUCAGUUGUCGUUGAGGGUGUUCACUUGAGCCUUAAUUUUGUGAUGGGACUUAUGAAGAAACACCCAUCAAUUAUACCAUUCAUGAUAUACAUCCCAAAUGAGGACAAACACUUGGAACGUUUUGCGGUCCGUGCGAAGUACAUGACACUGGAUCCUGCUAAAAACAAGUAUGUAAAAUACAUUCGAAACAUCAGAACAAUCCAGGAAUACCUCUGCAACCGAGCUGACAAGCAUCUGGUCCCAAAAAUAAAUAAUACCAAUGUUGACAAGAGUGUAGCAGCCAUCCAUGCGACGGUUUUCAGCUGCCUAAGAAGGCGUGAGGCUGGGGAGCAACUUUACGAUCCCACCACAAACAGGGUUGCUGUGAUUGAUGAGGAGUACAGGAAUCAGUGUGCUGCCAAUUCAUUGAGCUCCAAGGGAAUGUUCCAACUGAUCCAAAGGCAAGGUUCCUCUAGGCAUCUUAUGGCUCUUCUGAAUACUGAUGGCUCUGUGGCAAAGGCUUGGCCUGUUGGUCCAUUAGAUGGUAAUGGUAAGCCAAUCGUAGGCCAUUUUAUGGAGAAUGGCAUAGGAUCGCCAAUGUAUGGACCGUUGCAAAUUGAUAAGGCUGAACCUGUCAAUCUUCAGUUUGGUCACUUCGGGAUCAGCGCUUGGCCCAGUGACACUGGUGGCACAAGUCGCGCAAGCAGUGUUGACGAGUCAAGAGGUGAAGGAACCGACUGUGGUAGUAGACAACACUCUUCCUGUUGCAGCUCACCACGGAUGCCUGAUGGACCCGCCAAGGAGCUCAAGGAGGAAAAUUCGGUGCAUGGAAGUGAUGAGGAGGUUGAUGAUCCACCUGAGGUGGACAGCGAUGAGGAUCUCAGCGAUGAUUUUCGGGAACAGAUUCAUGAAGAGAUGGAGGGUUCAGUGGAUGAGGAGUCCACAAAAUCAGACGAGGAGUAUGAUGAUCUGGCAAUGCAAGAUGAGCAAGAGAAUGGCUACCAGUUAGACAACGACGAGAAGUUAAAGGACAAGGUAGUUCCUAUCUCUGAGGACCAACCCACCCCUGAAUUACCUACUACCGACGGUGACAAGUACAGAAAAAAUCUUGACAACUUCCUGAGAACUAGAAAUAAAUCGCAAUCAGAGCCACCAUUUCCUUACUCGUCUUUACCCAAGGAGAAGAAUGAAAUGAAAUCUCCAUUCUCCUGCAACAUUAGAAUCAGAAAACGUUCUAACAGCAUUCCAGCAAUUGGAAAGCAUGGGUCAAUGAUUGAUGGUCUCACUUCGUCUGGCCACAAUUUUGUCUAGUUCUUUCUUUUUCUCUCUUCUUUAUAGAAAAUGUGCAAGUAUACAUACCAAUCUUUACAAGCAUGUUUGGGUUUGGAGUAUACUUGUAAUUCAACCCUUUGGACAGGUUCGAGAUUUGGUAGAUUACUUGCUGAAGAAAAUGUGCAUGUAUAGAUGAACCAAUUGUAGUAGUUUCCUUCGCUACGCAUGUUUUCUGGGCAAGCCUUCUUGAUAUAUAGCCUCUCGGCAUGACACAUAGGUGAUACUUGUGAACAGUUGGGUUGUAUAUGGAAACUUAGAACACUGGCCCAUUUUAUGUAGUGGUUGGCAAUAGUUGGGAAAUGCAAAACUAGUAAAAUGCACUGUUUAUUUUUUAUUGCGUAAAAUUACGUGGUGGUUCAAAACAAAUUGAAAAAUUAAUCACACUACCAAACUAGGACUUUCAUCUAUU